UGUUACUGAAAAUUUCACAUUUCCACAAUGUGUUUUAUUUCCAGCAGAUGGACACACAAGCAGGAAUAUCUCAGAAGGACAUCUAAUGUUAUCCCCGGAUUGUGAAAUAAAAGAUAAUGACAGCAGACAGGAUUCUCCAGGAGAUAACCCCAUUACCCCAAUUAUACAUCCAGCUCUAUCAGCUGAUCCCUCUGAUCAUGGGAAAUGUUCUCCUGAUCACUCUAAUGUUGGAGCAUCUGUUACAGCUCUGACAGUAGAUACAGUGUUUCCCUGUUCUAUAGAUGCCAAAUGUUUUACACAGAACACAAAGCUUAUUACCCAUCAGCCAGCUAAGGCAGGUGAGAAGCCAUUUCCAUGUUCUGAGUGUGGAAAAUGUUUUACAUACAAAUCAGCUCUUGUUACACAUCUGAGAAGACACACAGGUGAGAAGCCAUUUUCGUGCUCUGAGUGCAGGAAAUGUUUUACCCGGAAAUCACAACUUGUUACACAUCAGAGAAGUCACACAGGUGAGAAUCUAUUUCCAUGUUCUGAGUGUGGGAAAUGUUUUGUAUGGAAAUCACAACUUGUUAUACAUCAGCGAAGUCACACAGGUGAGAAGCCAUUUCUAUGUCCUGAGUGUGGGAAAUGUUUUGCACAGAAAUCAGAUCUUGUUAGUCAUAACCGAAGUCACACAGGUGAGAAGCCAAUUUCUUGCUCUGAGUGUGGGAAAUGUUUUACCCGACAAUCACAACUUGUUAGACAUCAGCGAAGUCACACAGGUGAGAGGCCAUUUCCAUGUCCUGAGUGUGGGAAAUGUUUUGCACGGAAAUCACAACUUGUUAUACAUCAGAGAAGUCACACAGGUGAGAAGCCAUUUCCAUGUUCUGAGUGUUGGAAAUGUUUUGCACACAAAUCAGAUCUUGUUUUUCAUCAGAGAAAUCACACAGGUGAGAAGCCAUUUUCUUGCUCUGAGUGCGCAAAAUGUUAUACUCAGAAAUCACAACUUGUUAGACAUCAGAGAAGUCACACAGGUGAGAAUCCAAUUACUUGCUCUGAGUGUGGGAAAUGUUUUACACGGAAAUCACAACUUGUUAAACAUCAGCGAAGUCACACAGAUGAGAAGCCAUUUCCAUGUUCUGAGUGUGGGAAAUGUUUUGCACAUAAAUCAUAUCUUAUUAAACAUCAGAGAAGUCACACAGGUGAGAAGCCAUUUUCUUGCUCUGAGUGUGGGAAAUGUUUUACACAAAAAUCACAUCUUGUUAGACAUCAGCGAAGUCACACAGGUGAGAAUCCAUUUCCAUGCUUUGAGUGUGGGAAAGGUUUUGCAGACAAAUCAGCUCUUGUUAUACAUCACAGAAAUCACACAGGUGAGAAGCCAUUUCCAUGUGCUGAGUGUGGGAAAUGUUUUGCACAGAAAUCAGAUCUUGUUAGUCAUAACCGAAGUCACACAGGUGAGAAGCCAAUUUCUUGCUCUGAGUGUGGGAAAUGUUUUACCCGGCAAUCACAACUUGUUAGACAUCAGCGAAGUCACACAGGUGAGAGGCCAUUUCCAUGUCCUGAGUGUGGGAAAUGUUUUGCACGGAAAUCACAACUUGUUAUACAUCAGAGAAGUCACACAGGUGAGAAGCCAUUUCCAUGUUCUGAGUGUUGGAAAUGUUUUGCACACAAAUCAGAUCUUGUUUUUCAUCAGAGAAAUCACACAGGUGAGAAGCCAUUUUCUUGCUCUGAGUGCGCAAAAUGUUAUACUCAGAAAUCACAACUUGUUAGACAUCAGAGAAGUCACACAGGUGAGAAUCCAAUUACUUGCUCUGAGUGUGGGAAAUGUUUUACACGGAAAUCACAACUUGUUAAACAUCAGCGAAGUCACACAGAUGAGAAGCCAUUUCCAUGUUCUGAGUGUGGGAAAUGUUUUGCACAUAAAUCAUAUCUUAUUAAACAUCAGAGACGUCACACAGGUGAGAAGCCAUUUUCUUGCUCUGAGUGUGGGAAAUGUUUUACACAAAAAUCACAUCUUGUUAGACAUCAGCGAAGUCACACAGGUGAGAAUCCAUUUCCAUGCUUUGAGUGUGGGAAAGGUUUUGCAGACAAAUCAGCUCUUGUUAUACAUCACAGAAAUCACACAGGUGAGAAGCCAUUUCCAUGUGCUGAGUGUGGGAAAUGUUUUACACAGAAAUCACAACUUGUUACACACCAGAGAAGACACACAGGUGAGAAGCCAUUUUAAUCUUCUGGAGUAUACUUAUCAUUGCCAUGCGAUGUUCUUCAAGGUUCUUAUCCUACCUCCUGUGCUUUUUUCAAUAUACAUGCUACCACUGGGUAUAAUAAUCAGAUGUCAUGCCAUCAUCUACCACUGCUAUGCAGAUCUGUCUUUUGCUCCGCGUACUGAAAACCCAGUACCAAUCCUAAAUGUCUAGCUGAGCUCCAGGUGUGGGUGAUGCCAGUUGGCUGUGACUCAGUCCUGGUGAAACAGGUUCUUAUGGUAGAAGCUCACCAUCAAAGGGCAGAGGGAUACAGCUCAGCUUCGUAAACCAGACUUACGCUUGGGGGUUCAGAGUUACAAAAUGCUGAUCCUGUGCGGAAUAUUGGUGUCCUGGAUGGUGGAGUGACACUUAGACAUCAGGUAUCAGCCACAAUCAGAUCCUCAUCUGAGGAACAUAGCCAGACUCCAGCAUUUAUUUCCCUCAUAAGAUCUACCUACAGUCAUACAUGCACUUGUAUUAUCACGCAUAGACUACUGCAAUGUCCUCUACCUGGGUCACCUAGCAAAAGAAUCGCAUCGGUUGUAGCUUGUACAGAAUGCAGCAGCCAGACUGUUACCUAACCAGCCCGUUCCUGCCACAUAACACCCAUUCUCUGCUCCCUUCACCGGCUGCCUGUAAGAUGGUGACUCUGGGCCUAAUUCAGGUUGGAUCGCAGUGUGUGAUCCAAACGGAAUUAUUCAGUAAAAGUUGCGGGCGCAUCCACCCGCGUUUUCUGUGGAUGGGCCACAGAAAAUGCGAUUGCCUGUCAGGCAGAGGCAGUCACUGGGGUGGCGGGGAAUGCUCUGUUUCCAGGGAGGAGACGGAUCAGUGUGGGGGCAGUGUGGCACAAACGGAGGGCAGAGGAGGACAAAUGGGCAUGAUCACGGUGGCUUUGUGACAUCAGAUGCAGCCGCCGUGAUUGAGGAGAAUGCGGCGGGCCUCCUGCGGCAGCAUGAGGCUUCACUAAUUUCUACGAUGAAGCAGAAAUUGUGAGGCAAUUGCAAUUUCUGCUUCAUCAAGGGGGGAGGCGGUGGUCAGCAUGUUGGGUGGCCUUGCCCUGCGAUGGGCGGCCCCUAGCGCUCAAGGAAAAGUAUUGCAAAUUUGACUAAUUAGAAGCAUCUGCAAUCCUUACUGAAUUAGGCCCUCUAUUAAAUAAUUUACUGACUCCCAGCCUUGCAUGACCAUGGUACCAGAAGCAGCUUCUGCCUCCGUACUGCUCUGGUUUCUUCCAUCUGUUGAUGAAGGACUGUUAGCAGUACCAUAGAUUCCCAAGCAGUGUUUAGAUGUCAGGGGAGACGGUGGGUGGCAGUAGUGCAGUAGCGGGGGCUACUGGAAGCAGUGUGUAAGUGGGUAAUGUUCCCAAGCAGCGCUGAGGAGGGAGACAGGGCAGGGGGCAGUAGUGGGAGCUGCUGGACACAUUGUCUAUGUGGGUAAACAUCACCAAGCAGGGCUGAGGUGUCAAAGCGGAAAGACAGGGCAGGUGGUAGUAGUGGGGGGAGACACGGGGUGGAUAGCAGUAGUGCGGGGAGACGGGUAGCAG
Pseudophryne corroboree (corroboree frog) is the source of this 3759-nucleotide messenger RNA. Its product is annotated as oocyte zinc finger protein XlCOF7.1-like. Bases 86 to 2203 code for a protein of 705 amino acids. Gene Ontology annotation, cellular component: transcription regulator complex; PcG protein complex; chromatin. Gene Ontology annotation, biological process: regulation of transcription by RNA polymerase II. The transcript has a single exon. The record is from RefSeq and is a predicted model, not a curated record. NCBI's taxonomy places the organism in Eukaryota, Metazoa, Chordata, Amphibia, Anura, Myobatrachidae. Gene Ontology annotation, molecular function: RNA polymerase II cis-regulatory region sequence-specific DNA binding; DNA-binding transcription factor activity, RNA polymerase II-specific.